AUGGAUAAUCCACUGCAUUCUGAAUUCACUAAAGAAAUUAAAGAAACCCUACAAAACAAUAAUCAAGCUUUAGCUGUUGCAAAGAUCCAGGAGUAUUUGGACAAGAAGAACAACACCCCACUGAAUAUUGCCAUCACAGGAGAGACAGGCUCUGGUAAAUCCACCUUUGUCAACAGAGAUGAGAGAGCUGCCCCUACUGGUAGUGUAGAAACCACAAUGAAAGUUACACCAUACACCCAUCACUACCCCAAUGUUACUCUGUGGGAUCUUCCUGGUGUUGGAACCACCAAGUUUCCAGCUGACAAAUACCUGGAGCUUGUUGGAUUUGAGAAGUUCGACAUCUUCAUCAUCAUCUCAGACACUCGCUUCAGAGAGAAUGAUGUGAAACUCGCUCAGGAGAUUCAGAAGAGGGAGAAAAAGUUCUACUAUGUUCGCUCAAAGAUUGACAACGAUUUACGAGCUGAGAAAAGAAGUCAGAGGGAGUUUGAUGAGAAAAGACGAUCACACAAAUCAGGGAAAAUGCAUUCAAGGUAA
Molecule: messenger RNA, 534 nt
Organism: Dicentrarchus labrax (European seabass)
Lineage: Eukaryota; Metazoa; Chordata; Actinopteri; Moronidae
Product: T-cell-specific guanine nucleotide triphosphate-binding protein 2-like
Cellular component (GO): membrane
Molecular function (GO): GTP binding
Source: RefSeq, a predicted model, not a curated record